Molecule: messenger RNA, 858 nt
Organism: Dreissena polymorpha
Lineage: Eukaryota; Metazoa; Mollusca; Bivalvia; Myida; Dreissenidae
Product: N66 matrix protein-like
Exons: 2
Coding region: 38-592 (184 amino acids)
Source: RefSeq, a predicted model, not a curated record
GCAGUGGAGCACUUUUGGUCAGAACGGGCAGCGGCCAAUGAACAUUCAGAACGGUCAAUGGCUGUCAAGCGGUCAAAACGGCUUUAAUAGUCAGUGGCCAGUUAAUGGUCAGAAUGGACAAUUUUCACCAAAUGGACUGAAUGGACAAUUGUCCGUUAAUGGGCAGAAUGGGCAUUUUUCACCAAAUGGACUCAGUGGACAAUUGUCGGUAAAUGGACAAACUGGACAAUUGAUGGACCAGUCGCAUGUUCUGCCUAAUUCGUGGGCAAUUAAUGGCCAACAAAGCAACACCUUUUCAACUACUGACACCUUUGGCUCGGGAAUGCCGUCUGUAAACAGCGACCCCUGGGGAAUGUACAAACAACUUGCCAUGGAUUCAUCGCUCGGGACCCAGUCCGCUUCCAGAAAUCAGGGCGCGUUAAACCAGCAGACGGGUUUUGACAACGGUUUCCUUGCCGGUUCCGGCCAGACUGGUUGGACACCUAUUGACGGGUUCCGAAAUGAGAACCAAAACUUCAACAACGGAUUUACGUCACCAAACGCAGGUUCCGCAACGAAUUUUGGAGUAAACCUUCCACCGCGGACAGGUUAAAUAAAACUUGUCUGCCGUUUGCUUAUUUGUGCUUAUUGGAAGAAAGAACUCGAUGUGUAUUGAAUAUAUACUUACAUCGAAUAGAGCGUGAUUUGUCCAUAUUUUUACCUCACACUGAUAACUUGUAUCUUUACAUGUACACUAUUUAUUGUUAAACCAUACUUAUUGCAUACUUGUUUUCCGUAUCCAAAACUCUUUUUCUUACUUUGUUGUUAGUCUUUCAACGUGCAUCUUUAACUGUCUGUUUGUAUAUUGUUUUUUACCGU